Molecule: messenger RNA, 1821 nt
Organism: Ambispora leptoticha
Lineage: Eukaryota; Fungi; Glomeromycota; Glomeromycetes; Archaeosporales; Ambisporaceae
Source: the annotation of a GenBank genome assembly
AUGGAAGAACUUGAACGAAAAGCUAGUGUAUUAAAAAAAAUCUCCGGUCAUUUAUUUAACCUCAGCAAUAUAUUCGAAAUUAGUCCGAAUGCAAACCAAAUAGAUUUUCUAAGACCUUUUCGUCAAAAACUUUUUGUACGCUAUGGUUAUAAUCCAAACCUUCUUACCAAUCAAUCUCAUUUCAUUGAUCUUUUUCGCGAACAACUGUCAAAAAAAGAAUUUUCAAUCAAAAUCGAUUUAACAUCCGUUUUAGAAGAAUGCCGAGAAAAUUCUUAUUUAAGAUCCGCAUUGAAAAGCCAGUACAUCGAAGCAGUCAAUAAAACACAAAGCCUAGCAACAGCUCAAUGUCAUAAAUACAAAAUUGCCUUCUUGCAAAAGUAUUUUCUCUUGCCAUCCGGGGAUACAGCACAUGUUCAACGAAUACUUUUAAAAAUAGAACAAAAUUUUGAAUCCUUACUGUUACAAACAAUUAAUAGUUUUCGGAAUGCCAUUCGUUUUCAAUUUACCGAAUUUUUACUUGUACAGCGCCCCAUAAAGUCUCCAGUUACCGCCACUGGCCGCUUCACUUUUGAAACUACACAAAUAUUAGAGGAAUAUUUUGUAGAAAAGAGUGCUCGAUUAAAUAAAGAUCAAAAACGUGAGCUAAGCUCUCAGACGGGUUUAACAGUAAAACAGAUAGAAACAUGGUUUAAUAAUCGAAGAAGUCGCUCACCUAAAGAUCCGAAUUGUGAUGAAGAUACUUUGGAAUUUCUUAAUAAAAAAAUUGAUUGGAAGGAAAAGUUUAAUAAUAUUGAAAAGGGAAUAAUGGACUCGGAUUGGAAAUACCUAGAUGAUAAUACUUCAACUCUACACGCCGAUACUUCGAAUCAAUCAGAAUAUAAUAUCGUUUCUCAAGUCACGACUAUUGACGAAACACGGAAAAAUACAACUGCGCCUUAUUCAAAAUCUUCAUCUCCAAGAACAAAAAAUCGCUCGAUAAAUCACAAUGUAAUUAGUCAAAACCUCAAAGAUGGUAACUUUAAUGCUUCAAUUCACAGUAAUACAAUGAUAAGCGACGCGACGCAUGAACCUCCAAUUGAUUUUGCAAUAGCAAAUAAUAAUCCAAUAAUUGAUACGUCUUUUAUAAAGUCGAACAACUUGAAAGUGUCACAUCGUCCAAAUAAAUACGCUGCCCGAACUCAUGCUCAACCCUAUGGUAAAUCUCCAAACUAUGCAAAUAGGAGAUUAACGGAAGGAAUUCAGACUAAUGGAAGAAUGGAAGAUGUGAUUUUGACUCAGCCUAUAUUCUCAAAUAUAAUUGAAUAUAGCUUCUCAAAUGAUCACAACGCUACCGAGAAUCCCAGCACACCCUUUAUCCUCGAUAAUGGACCUUUAUUGCAAAAUAUUCCAUUUUUACUCGAUCAAUUUGGUAAUCCUUGUUACACUAAUAAUGAUGGCGAGUUAAUAUACGCAAGCCUUUUAAACGAUUCUACUUCGAACAUUAACCUCGAACCAGCAAACAUUUUUAAUGCCACUCAAAAUUCGUACUUCUUAUCCUCCGAAACUUCUGAAUUAUCAGAUUCAAGUUUGCCGUUGAUUAUUGAUCAAAGGAUCAUUCCCCAAUCAUUAACGGAACAUAAUCUUCAGAUACAAGAUAACUUUCAAUCUGCCGAACUUCAAAACUUAGAAUUAAACAAUGUUAAUCCAAACAUGAAUCCACAAUUUUUGACAAAUCCAAACGUCAUCCAUGAUGAUGCUAUUAAUAUUCCUUUGGAAAACUACAUCGUUUAUCAGGAUAUUACUUUACCUUUCUCACAGUAUAAUCAAACUUUUAACCAGUAA